Molecule: messenger RNA, 672 nt
Organism: Drosophila biarmipes
Lineage: Eukaryota; Metazoa; Arthropoda; Insecta; Diptera; Drosophilidae
Exons: 1
Coding region: 76-639 (187 amino acids)
Source: RefSeq, a predicted model, not a curated record
UCAUCUUAAGUAGCAUAUUCCAGAGCAAUCAAAAUUCAAAAUCAAAAUAAAUAAGACCAGAAACUGUGGGUGAAAAUGUCCAGACCGGCUGUAAGGGAACGCAAGCCCAGGAUCAGGAGAGCCUCGAGCUCGAAGAGUUCCGACAGUGAGCCGAGUGGUUCGAGGAAAUAUCUGGCAGGUGUGCUGAUAAGCAGGGACUCCAGCGAAACCCUGGGCCUGGAGCCCAGUGCCUCCAGUUUCCAGUAUCGCAACUGCAGUCCCUCGGACAAUGGCUAUGAUGCGGGCGCCGACACCGAUGAUGCCUGCGAUGAUGGCUUGGAUGAGGCCGCACUUAUGAACCUGAAGGCCCAAAGGCGAACCUCUCAGACGUUGAACUCCUUUGUCCUCCCGGAACCAAUACCAUCCCAUCGUUUUGGCGGAUUCCUCCGUCUGCUGGGCCGCAGUUUGCAUCAGUGCUCCAUGGGUAUAGCCGCCGGCUUGGGAUUGAGUCGCCAGCAGGCCGCCUGGUACAAGAACUGCUGGCAAAGUCCGGGCUCCCAGCCAAGGGGUAUCCACCUGAUGGGUCAGUUCUCCGAGCCCAGUGCGCCUUCAAAGAUCCCAGCUAGGCCACGAAGUAUUGAGAGUUCCACCACUUUGUAAUAAAGAAUGGGGAAGUUUAUUGUUUAAUCGUUA